UUCCAGUUACCUUUCAAAUUCCCAACACCCAAAUAUGACCAAAAUCAUCUCUUUAUUCAUACUUGAAGCUGUAUUUUGCUUCACAUUUUUCACUGUAAGCUACUCAGACAUCAACCUAAUUCAAACCACUUGCAAAAAGACUCCAUUUUACGAUCUCUGCGUCUUGACUUUGAAAUCCGACCCCCGGAGUUCGACCGCGGAUGUGUCGGGGCUUGCUCGGAUUGUGGCUGACAGUGUCAAAGCUAAAGCCAUUGCCACAUUGAAUCAGAUUUCAGCAUUGCUUAAAAGUGUCAAAGACCCCACCUUGGAAAAGGCCUUGGAAGGUUGCAUUGUUUCAUAUAACACCAUUAUCCAGGCUGAUAUCCCAGUAGCAAUUGAUGCAAUUGAGAAAAACAACCCCAAAUUUGCUGUUCAGAGUGCAACUGAUGCUGGAAAUGAAGCUCAGGCAUGUGAAAACAGCUUUGCAGAAAAGCCAUCCAAUUCUCCAAUCUUUAGUGGAAACAAAGCUGUGCAUGAUCUUUCUGUUGUUCUUCAAUCCAUUGCCUCAUUGUUACUAUAGGCUGAUGUUAAGUCAGUUCUCUUUGCUAUUAAAUGAUGAUAAAUAAAUUAAAACAAAAUGAGAUAUUUAUGAAUUAUCUGAUGAUUUUUCAUGUUUGUUGACAUCGAUGAAGUAUGCCAUUACAAAAUCGGUG
Gossypium raimondii (Peruvian cotton) is the source of this 692-nucleotide messenger RNA. Its product is annotated as cell wall / vacuolar inhibitor of fructosidase 1. The coding region runs from base 35 to 559 and encodes 174 amino acids. Gene Ontology annotation, biological process: negative regulation of catalytic activity. Lineage: Eukaryota; Viridiplantae; Streptophyta; Magnoliopsida; Malvales; Malvaceae. Gene Ontology annotation, molecular function: enzyme inhibitor activity. The transcript has a single exon. The record is from RefSeq and is a predicted model, not a curated record.